UUGACGCCCGGCGCCAUGCCUACGCCGCUGCAGCCCGGCGGCCCCGCUAGCGGCCCGCCCCCGGAGCGCAAGCGGCGCCGCAAGCGCGACGCCCCGCAAAGUUCUGCCGCGCUCGAACUCGACGACGACGGCGACAUGAGCCCCGAAGAGGAGCCACGCAACGCGCCCGCGGCGCCCGCGGCCCCCGCACCAGCGCCCUCCUCUGCACCCGCGCCUACCUCACCUCCAGCCGCACCCGACGCUGUUGACCUCACCUCGCGACGUGACUCUCCGCCGCUUUCCUCGGACGUCGAGCGCUUCGAUGGCAAAAUCGUUUACAACCCCGACGGAUCCGCCUACAUCAUCGAGGACCCUGAAAUGUCAGAAGGCGAGACGAGUCUCUCAGACUUACCCAAGAUUGAACCCGGGUGCAUUGUCGACAGCCGAGACAGCAACGUUGUAGAAAAGCAGUUAGACUUUCCUCAAAUAGCAAGCGCUUUUUAUGUAUCAAGAAAUUCUUCAUUAUACGGCGCAUUGUAUGGUAGAUUAGCUGCGGAACGUGCGCGGGCAAGGCCCGAUGCUCCCGUUAUGCAUAGUUAUAGAGUAUUUAGUUUUCGUGGUGGAAAAGAUACUCCUAGACCACCAUCGCCGCCUGCUGAAUGCCCUGUAAGCGUACCGGUUAAACCGAUUCUUAUGUGUUUUAUCUGUAAAUUGAGUUUUGGCUACGCUAAGUCUUUUAUAGCACACGCCCAGUCAGAUCAUAGUUUAUCACUGCUCGACUCAGAAAAAGACGCAUUAUCUAGAGAGAACGCUUCUGCGAUAAUCCAAUGCGUUGGAAAAGAUAAAGAACCACUAGUCUCAUUUUUAGAGCCUGUCGGUGCAGCAGCGCCGCCUCGUGCAUCAAUGUCGGGCAGCCCUGCUAACAUGUCAGAAUUAUCAAGCCCAUCCGUUGAAAAAAGAUUGGACAAUAUGACCCCAGACAGAGACAAUGAUUCGAUGUUACCCAAUGGAACAUGUGAUGAUAGGAGACCGAGCCCACCAGCCUGGAGACCGCCUCGAUCAAUAGCUGAAUCUUUACUUCCACAACAUUCCUUGAUUUCUGUUGCACAUCCUCAUACAAUAAAUGCCUCUGUACAACCUCGUGCUAGUCCGAACUCUUCACCUCCAUUCCAAGCUGCUCCCCCAGCCUUUCUCUCUGGCACCACGAUUGGUGUAUGCCCAGACCAUCUCGGAGGAAGACCGUCAGGUGCAGACUGUCCGAAGUGUGAACUGAUUUUGAAUUCAGGAAGACUUGGCGGUCCCUUAGCAGGAAUGCAUAGCCGGAAUUCCUGCAAAACAUUAAAAUGCCCUAAAUGUAACUGGCAUUAUAAAUAUCAAGAAACGUUAGAAAUACACAUGAAGGAAAAACACCCGGAAGCUGAAACAAGCUGCAUUUACUGUAUAGCUGGGCAGCCUCAUCCACGAUUAGCCCGUGGCGAAACGUACACCUGUGGCUACAAGCCAUAUCGAUGUGAGGUGUGCAAUUAUUCUACGACAACAAAGGGAAACCUUAGUAUACAUAUGCAAUCAGACAAACAUUUAAAUAACAUGCAAGAAUUGCAGAACGGUGGAAACCCUGGUGAAAGUUCAUUACCUCCUGCCCCUCAGCACACUCCUCCAGGUGGACAUAAACCGCCACUGCCACAUCAUUCGCCAUUAGGACAAAAACCAAAACCCACAUUCCGUUGUGAUGUUUGUAAUUAUGAGACGAAUGUUGCGCGCAAUCUCAGAAUACACAUGACAUCUGAAAAACAUACUCACAAUAUGCUCGUGCUACAACAAAAUGUAAAACACAUGCAAACGCUCUCUGCUCUUCAUCAUAGACAGCAAAGCCAACAACAGCUGGAGAGUUUGUUACAUUUCCAUAGCGGCGAAGCGCCCCCUCCUAAUCCGGAAGCAGCACUUGCAGAUAUGGCAUAUAACCAAGCUUUAAUGAUACAACUCAUGACCGGAGGUCCUGGACCAUCACCCCCUGAGUUGGGAGCGCAUCUUGAUGUAGGAUUAAAUCCAGAAGCGAUGGAACCCCCACCGGAGCCAGCUGAUCCUGAACCCGAAAGAACGUUCCACUGCUGCAUCUGCAAUUGUUUCUCGACUGAUUCUUUAGAAGCACUCGGACACCAUUUAGCGCAAGAUCGUACAAAAAUACGAGAGCAAGAGAUAUUAGCACUGGUAGCUGGACACUACGUUUGCAAACUUUGCACAUAUAAAACAAAUUUAAAAGCUAACUUUCAGCUUCAUUGCAAAACCGAUAAGCAUCUUCAGAGAUUGCAACACGUUAAUCACGUUAAAGAAGGCGGCCCGAGAAACGAAUGGAAGUUGAAGUUCUGUGGUGGUGUGGGAACAAGCGGUGCUGGUGUAGGUGGUGUGCAGGUCAGAUGUUGUGCGUGUGACUACUAUACGAACUCUGCACACAAGUUGCAACUUCACGCAGCUGGUGCUCGGCAUGAAGCAGCUACACUUUUAUUAAGACAUCUUCGAGAAUGUGCAGCAAGGAUACCUCGUGACCGUGCCAGAGUAUACCGUUGUGCGCUAUGUGGGUUUGGUGCACCACAUCGAUUACCCCUACUACAGCACGUGCGAUCCGUUAAGCACUUACAAAUGGAACAAAUUCAUCAACUGCAGCGACGCUCUGAGGGAAAAGACCCUACGCCUGAUGUAGCUGAACUCUUCCAAGUUAUUCCACAACCACCUGAGUUACCAAGUCCCUACGAUCAACAGGAAGAUACUAAAGAACCAAUUGAUCAAAAGCCUGAAUUAACGCAAGAACAGAAAAUGAUGCGAUUUCUGGAGCAGCAUCAACAACAGCAGCAAAUUCAACAGCAGCAGCAGCAACAGCAGCAACAACAACAACAACAACAACAAAACCAGCAAAUGCAACAACCCACACUGCAACCACAACAAAGUUCAAGUGAGAGAGAUGACGAACACGAUACUCCUGGACCUCAGACAUGUCCUUACUGUAAUUUUACCUGUGGAAGUGAUACGAAGCUACACGCCCAUGUUUCCUCUGUACACGGAGAUCCGGCGCGCCAUUUUAUUUGUCCACUUUGUCAAGACGCCUUCAAAGAACGACCAGCCUUAGAAAGACAUGUAAUGCAAAUCCAUUCAGUGAACUCAGAAGGCUUACAAAGAUUGCUACUUCUUGUCGACCAAAGUCACUGGUUGAAUGGAGGAACUCAGUCGCAAAGAGAAGAAACGCGACCAGGAGAGGAUGAACGUGAGAUUUCUUCACCGCGGUCGGAAGGCAGCGUAGAUGGAGAAACUGAACGAUGCUCUACUUGCAAUAGAACCUUCCGCAACGUUGACGAACUUUGUCACCACCAAAAUGAAUCUGGACAUUUGGAAUUGAAACAAACACCUCAAGGACCAGGAUACUUCUGUUGGAAGAAAGGAUGCAAUAGAUACUUUGAUGCAGCUCAUGCUCUACAAAAUCAUUUCAGAGAAGCUCACGCUCGUAACUCAAUUACAAAUAUGUCGGUCUCCGAAAAACAUGUAUACAAAUAUAGAUGUAAUCAAUGCAGUUUGGCUUUCAAGACAAUAGAGAAGUUACAAUUACACUCUCAAUAUCAUGUAAUACGUGACGCUACAAAGUGUGUUUUAUGUGGCCGUAGUUUCCGUUCCGUAUUAGCUCUUCAAAAACACGUCGAAACUUCUCACUCUGAACUCUCUGAAGAAGAUCUUGCUGCUUUUAAAAGAAGCCUCGCAUCAAACCCUCUGUUACAAAUAAAUCAAGGAACUGCAUUAGAUCCUUCUACAGCAGAAUUAUUUCGUAAAGAAGCUCUUAGAACACCAGAUGACGAGUUAGGUGAAGUUGAAGACAGAGAUUCAAGUGCAACAGCAGCUGAUGAAUCAGGCCACAAUGACGCUGAAAACUCAGAUGAUUCAAUAAUUUACAAGGACCAACAAUUUUUGGAAGAUUAUUUAAAUUCACAAGCAAUGGCUGAAGACUCGUACAAUGAUCCUAACAGGAAAUACAAAUGUCACCGAUGUAAAGUCGCUUUCACCCGUCAGUCUUAUUUGACUGCGCAUAACAAAACACUGCUACAUAGAAAAGGCGAGAAAUUAACGUACCCAAUGGAAAAAUAUCUUGACCCAAAUAGACCAUUCAAAUGCGAUGUAUGCAAAGAGUCGUUUACGCAAAAGAAUAUUUUACUUGUACACUACAACAGUGUUAGUCAUUUGCACAAAUUAAAGAGGGCUAUGCAGGAACAACAGAACAAUAACAAUCCCCCUGUUUCGCCUGGGGCUGGGACAGCGCCCUCUAAUUUGACACUUACUCCUAAGAGUACAUCGAGUGAGGAAGACGAUCGUAAGCGAUAUAAGUGCAACAUUUGUAAAGUGGCCUACACACAGGGUAGCACUCUUGACAUUCAUAUGAGAUCGGUGCUGCAUCAGACGCGGGCGGGUAAAUUACAAGAACUCGCCGCAGCAGGCCACGUGGAUCUGACAAGGCCUUUAGUUGAGCAACCCGACAGAAACGACCCCGCCAAAAUAUUACAAGACGUAUUGUCGCCGAAAAAUACAUCCCCUUCUUCAACAAGCAGCGGGGGGCCCCGAUCUUCGCCCCCCGCGCGCCCAGGUAGCCCUCGCUCCCCUCACGCAGGUAGCGCCUCGUGCGAUCGGUGCCACGCGUCAUUUCCUACCGGAGAGCUACUCGACGCACAUCGUGCGACUUCAUGCCCGUUUGGCGAUGCGCGGGCGCAUUCGCCGCUAGGUGAAGCGGAGCAGGCUGCAUUAGACGAGAUGGUCGCCAAGGGCAACCCGCCCAAACGAAACUCACAAAUGUAUAAACAGCUGUUAGAGACCUUUGGUUUUGAUCUCGUCAUGCAAUACAAUGAAAAUCAACGGCGCAAAAUGCAAGAAGAGCGCGAAAUGGCGCGAGCGCCGAGCCCGCCGCCUCCGCCUCCUGAGGAAAAACCACCGGAUGGGGAAAAUAAAUCAACGUGUCAACAUUGUAAUAAAGAGUUUUCUAGUGUGUUCGUUUUAAAAACUCACUGUGAAGAAGUGCAUAAGGAUAAAGUUCCGCUUGAGUUCUUGGAGCAGUUCGCGGAGCAGUUCAAAUCGGAAUAUGAAAGAAAAUCGGGAGCGCCCAAUUCACCGCGUGCAGCUUCUCCGGCGCCGCAAGACGAAAGGUCGCCUUCGCCGCGAGGCGAUGCGAGUAGCAACUUUAACGAAAACGGAACCGGUCCCGGUGAUGCGCAGGCGGGCGCCCUGCUGGCAGCUCAGGUGCAAGAAAUGCAAGCUGCUCUCAACAUGCUACAGUUGCAACAACAACUUGGGCAACUACACCCUAUGAUGGCACAAAUGCUGUCACUUGGAUUGCCCUUGGGCUUGAACGUCGGCGCCCUGGCAGCUAUGAACUUGCAGCCACCGCUGGUUCCUCUUAUGCUUCCGCCUCCACCAUUCGACGCGAUGCCGUUUGCUCAUGACGCCCAACUCAAGCAACAACAACUUAUACAGCAGCAGCAGCAGGCGAACGCUGCAGCUGGACAAAAACGGGCUCGCACUCGUAUAACUGACGAACAGUUGAAAAUAUUACGCGCGCACUUUGACAUUAACAACUCUCCUAGCGACGAAGCAAUUGCGAAAAUGGCUCAACAGUCUGGUUUAGCUACCAAAGUUAUUAAACAUUGGUUUCGGAAUACACUUUUUAAAGAAAGACAACGCAACAAAGAUUCGCCAUACAACUUUAACAACCCUCCUUCAACGACACUCAACCUGGAAGAGUAUGAAAAAACAGGUGAAGCUAAAGUCACUCCUUUGGAUUCAUCGGCAAGCUCUGAUGAAGGAAAGCCACCACCUGAAAAAAAAUCAAAAACCGAAGAACCCGCGUCGAUAAGUCACCAAGAAGUGAAAUCAGAACCAAACGAUGAACCAACCAUGGAAGAAAAAUAUAAUUCUUAUGAUGACCGUCACCAAGAAGACAAGAGCUUUAUUUUCCCUCAAGUUCCAUCGCAAAGUCCUGCUUUAAAUAAUUCUGAUAAUCAACAGAAUAUAUCUCGGCCACAUACUCCAACACAUCUGUCAUUAAAUUCAUUAAUCCAGUCGCAGUUAGAUUCGAUACCGGCGACAAGCAUACCACAACCACCUCACCCAUCAAUGUUGCCACCAAAAAUAAAUCCUAACUUCACGUCCCCAAACUCCGCGCCCCCGAACGUCCUAACUUUGACCCCGAAUCGCAGCCUCAGUCCUGGCAGAGGACCGGCGGAUUUCGGACUUUCCGGGGGCAACUCGAAUGGAUCCAACAGCUCGGGGUCUUCUGGCAAACGCGCCAACAGAACUAGAUUUACAGACUAUCAAAUUAAAGUACUACAAGAGUUUUUCGAAAACAACGCUUAUCCCAAAGACGAUGAUUUAGAAUAUCUUUCAAAACUUCUUGGUCUUAGUCCAAGAGUAAUAGUUGUUUGGUUUCAAAAUGCACGACAAAAGGCUCGAAAAGUUUAUGAAAAUCAACCAGCUGCUGAACCACCCACAGGAGCUACAGAUGAUGCAAAUAGAUUUCAAAGAACUCCAGGAUUAAAUUACCAAUGCAAGAAGUGUCAACUAGUGUUUCAGAGAUAUUACGAAUUAAUAAGACAUCAGAAAACACAUUGUUUUAAAGAGGAAGAUGCAAAGAGAUCGGCUCAGGCACAAGCAGCUGCUGCUCAAGUUGCCGCCACUUUAAGUAGCGAAGAUUCAAAUUCAAGCAUCGUUGAACAUCAUAUUCCCCACGUUCCAGUUUCACCCGCGCCACCUCGAACCCCCACGCCAGCAGCUCCUAACUACCCAGUGUCACCAGCUCCACAAGCUCCACAAGCUCCAUUAACACCAGUAACGCCUGUAGCUCAUCAACCACGAACCGAAGACAAAGAUGGCAAUUUUCAAUGUGAUAAAUGUAACCUAGUCUUCCCUCGAUUUGAUUUAUGGCGAGAACAUCAACUUGUUCAUAUAAUGAACCCAAACUUAUUUCCCACGUAUCCACCAGAUUCCCCUUUUGGAAUACUUCAGCAACACGCUCAGCUACAGCAACUAAAUGCAACAUUAGCUAACGAUGAAUCACGUCACCCUUUAGUAGCAGCGUUAAAUCAACAAGUUGCUAAAAGAAAGUUCGAUGAAUAUGAAGAAAUAGAUACAGGAGAACAGCCAAAGGACAAGCGGUUAAGAACUACUAUUUUGCCAGAACAAUUAGACUAUUUAUAUCAAAAAUAUCAAAUAGAAUCAAAUCCAUCACGAAAAAUGCUUGAAAACAUUGCUCGAGAAGUAGGGUUAAAAAAAAGAGUAGUGCAAGUUUGGUUUCAAAAUACUAGGGCUCGUGAAAGAAAAGGACAAUUUCGAGCUCAUGCACAAGUUAUUAAUAAACGAUGUCCCUUCUGCCCCGCUUUAUUUAAAGUUAAAAGUGCUUUAGAAAGCCAUUUAAGUACUAAACACGCCGAUCAGUGCGCACGUGGAGAAAUAAACGUUGACGCAUUGCCAGAUGAAGAACUGAGUACUGAAUCAACACCAAGUUUUGGUUCACAACAAAGUGAUAGACAGCAAAAUUUUUCCCAAGCGGGGGCUCCCAUGUUGCCCCCUAUUUUUCCACCUUUUCACUCAGACAUGGAGAAAUUUAUCAAACAGUACAGUGAAGAGUCAAUGAAACGAUAUGUAAGUGAAUUACAAGCUCACGCAGUAGCCCAACAAAAUGGCGCUCUCAACGAGUCUUCAGAGAGACAAAUAUCGCAAGGAAAAUCAGAAAUACCAUUAGAUCUUAGCAAACCUGUUGAUCUGUCGAGGCCAGGCUCGGAUGCAGACGAGCGCUCCGAUACAGCGUCAGAGACUAUGGAGUUCUACGAGGAAGAUGAACCAACGUCUCCCCUAGCCGGUCAGCAACAAACGUCUAGACCUCCUGGAAAACGCUUCCGAACUCAAAUGUCAUCAGUACAAGUAAAAAUAAUGAAGUCUUUAUUCAACGACUACAAAACUCCCACGAUGGCAGAGUGCGAGGCUCUAGGACGGGAAAUUGGUCUUCCCAAACGCGUGGUGCAAGUAUGGUUCCAAAAUGCACGUGCCAAAGAAAAGAAAGCACGGUUAGCAGCAGGCUUAUCAGAAGUGUCAGACGCGCCGCCACCCGAAGAAUGUAGGGUUUGUGAUUUCAAAUAUAGUCACAAGUACUCCGUGCAAGAUCACGUUUUCACGCGCGGGCAUAUCACAGCAGUUCGCUCUAGGUUGGAGAGCGGCGUUGGUGGUGGAGACGACAGCACGCUGGCUCUCAUGCAGAUGGCAGCUCGACUCGAGAGCGGCAUUGGCAGCGAACUGCACAACGCGUUCCUGAGGCCUCAACUCGCCGGCAAUGGUGAGUGUACUACUUGA
Molecule: messenger RNA, 8346 nt
Organism: Parnassius apollo (apollo)
Lineage: Eukaryota; Metazoa; Arthropoda; Insecta; Lepidoptera; Papilionidae
Source: the annotation of a GenBank genome assembly